ACUGUUCAAGCGAACAGCGUUGCUGUUGGCUGUCCGUCUGCGAGUGUGAAUUGUGCUCGAGAAAUAUUUUUACUGACUAACAUCUCCGAGACAGGCCUGUAGAUUCGCGCAAACAUUUUAGUUGAAACGCCGAAGGCACUGAGCGAAACAACAGACAGGAUGGGCAAAGUGCAAGGCGGCAUGAAAUGCGUGAAAUACCUGCUUUUUGUCUUCAACUUCAUAUUCUGGUUGUCAGGCUCACUGGUGUUGGCGGUGGGAUUAUGGCUGAGGUUUGAUCCAGACACGACCUCCCUCCUAGGCGAAAAUGAUGCCCCUGAAAACUUUUUCAUUGCUGUGUACAUAUUGAUUGGAGCUGGAGGUAUCAUGAUGUUGGUGGGGUUCUUCGGCUGUUUCGGGGCAGUGAGGGAGUCACAGUGUCUUCUGGGAUUGUUCUUCGCUUGUCUUCUGGUGAUAUUUGGCGCAGAGGUUGCUGCUGGAGUCUUUGGCUUUCUGAACAAAGAUAAGAUCAUUAAAGAUGUCCAAAACUAUUAUGAGUUUGCUAUGAAAAAUGAGAACGCCUCUACGGUUACCUCCAUGUAUCACAAUGUGCUUGAGUGUUGUGGGACUAAGUCCUCUCGCCCUGCUUUUUUGUGCACUGAGAGCCAUUCUUACAAGGAUUGUAUCAAAGCUAUAGAAGAUUUCUUCAAUGAAAAACUCUUCAUCAUCGGAUAUGUUGGCAUUGGCAUCGCAGGAGUUAAGAUAACUGGCAUGGUCUUCAGCAUGGUCCUAUGCUGUGCCAUUCGGAACAGCAGAGAAGUUAUUUAGGUCCCUCAUGGUUCCCUUCUUGCCCAGUUGGACUGUCUCAAAGCCCACGUUCUCUAACCUCAUCAGACCAUCACGUACAGGGUUGGGUAAAGGGAGAAGGCAGUGUGGGUCUUGUGAUACUAUUUUGUGAACAGCAUUCUGUAUCUGAUUCUUUCGUUUUAUUUUCACUGUGUUGUUUGAAGAUUACCUCCACUGCAUGGACCAUUACUGCUACUAUAACCACGUUAACCUUUACAUUAACAUGUCUUCAGUUAUUUAUUACUAAAUCCUUAAUAUGAUUACAAGGGGUAAUUUCUAGGCAGUGUAAAUCCCUUUUUUUUUUUACUUUAAAACUUAUGGUCUCUUCUUGUAUCGAGCUCUUUAAAAAAUAGUUCACCCAAAAAGAAAAUCCUGUCAUCAUUUACUCACUCUCAUGUUGUUAUAAACCCAUAUGACUUUAUUACCUCUGUGGAACACAAAAGGAGAUGUAAGGCAGAAUGCUAGCCUCAGUCACCAUUCACAUUCAUUGCAUCUUUUUUUUUUCUCUGUACAAUGAAAGUGAAUGGUGACUGAGCUUAAUACUCUUCCUAACUCUUUUCAUGUUCCACGAAAGAAAGUCAAAAGGGUUUGGAACAACAUGAGGCUGAGUAAGUGAUCUAUCACUAUCCAUCUAACUAUACUUUUAAGGUUAAGACUUAGUGAAGUGGACAGUUAUCUACUGAUGUAAAUAAGCUUUCUGAUGCCUUUCAAUGAUCAACUUCUUUUAAUGUUAUUUAUCGUGUGAAUUAGACCAGGUUUUCUGAGCUAAUCUAGGUUUUUUAGAUCAUGGGCCAUAUUGAUUAAACGUUAAUGCCUUUUUGCAUGACAUAUUGGUUAUUAAUGUUUGUCAGAAGGCUUUGAUUUGCUAAUUUUCCACAUAAGAUGAAAACCGACCAAGAUUUCACAAUUUUUUGACUAAAGCGUAACCAAAACCUCUGACUAAACCCUACGUCACCCUUGGAAUCAACAUGAAAUCAAAUAGAACCUAUUUACUUUUUAAUACACAUUUUAGCCUUAUUGCGCCUUAUGCAUCAGUCCACAUUAGUCAAAAAAACCAAAAAUGUUUUGUAAUCUUGUUUCGUAAAAAUGUUUCGAAUGUCUUCGUAAUCUUUUGCCAAAAUGUAAUAACUUGCUCUGUCUCUGAAAAGACUUUCCUUUUAGGCUAAUGUCACCAGACAUUGAUUUAGACAUUGUUUUAGGCUGCUGUUGUAUGCAAGCCAAUAGUUAACAUGGUAAUUUAAUGCCUGUUGAUGUUGAAAUACAACUUACAAUAAUAAUAAUAAUAAUCCAAUCAAUUUAUGAUGGAUAAAAUCACGUUAAUGCUCUGCAUUUUUAUGUUUGGUAUUGUUUCACUUGAAAGUAAAUGGAAGCAAAAUGGGUUUCAUGUUGACUUUAAGUGAGGUGUCACUUGUUUAACUACUGAACACUUAAUCGUUUUCUUUUAGUGUAAACCUAAUUCAUUUAAAAGCUGUGAAGUCAAAGGAAUUUGAAGUUUUUAAAGUAAAAUUACAAAAACCCAUCCUAACCAAGUAGCAAGUUCAAGCCUUCUACUAGAGCUGCACGAUUCUGGAUAAAUUGAGAAUCAUGAUUUUUUUUGCUUAGAAUAAAGAUCACGAUUCUCAAGAAAAAUUCUUAUUUCAGUGAUUUACAAAACCUGGAUAAAAGGGUAUUAAACAAAGUAACAUGUAAUUUACUAGAGAUUCUGACAAAAUGUUUUCUGCUUCAAUCUAUGCAAAAAUGCAAUAAAGUUGUAAAUCAAAUAUAUAAAUUUAAAAUGUCCACAAGAGGGCGCAACGAAUACAUUAUAAACCAAACAGCACCUUGUGAUUAUUGCUAAAAAAAAUAAAAACAUUUUUUUUUUAAAAACUCCUGUUAAAAAACCGCAUAAUAAUAAUAAUAAUUUAAAAAAAUAUAUAUUUAACCUGUUUCUCACAUGCAAAGUAAAAAAUCAAAACGAGCAGAAAAAAGCUUCAUUAACAGUUCUAUGUUAACUUGGUAUUGCACUUGUAAGCAAAUAUGCAAUAAAACUGUUAUUUUACAAAAGUUGUUUUUAAAAUAAUAUUAACUAAAUUAAAACAAUGAGGCCUUCAGUGUUUCUCUUGUAAACAUUGCUUCAAGCUUAUAAAGGAAUUAUUCAACAGCCAGUAAUAAAAUAGAAAACAGAGUACAAAAUGCUUUAAGUUUUUCAGCAACAGUAGCAAUUAAACAAUAAUAAUAAUAUAAACAUUAAAAAGGUUAAUGCAAAACUAAGCUACUUAAAUAUUUGACACUCUUUACUGUGUGAUUAUUAGAUCUACAUUAAUACUGAUUUGAUGCAGUAAGAAUGCCUAUAACAGACAGCAUGCAGCUUGUAUACAUUUAGACUUCACACAGAUCUAACAUUUUGAAGAAUUUGUCUCAUCUGCUUAUACCUUAAUGGCUGUGUUUGCUUUAAAAUCUCAUCAAUAAAGCGCAGAUUUUAAUCCCGUCUGUUUACACUGGUAAUUCAUUAACAGCUGUGUUUACAUUAAUAUUGCCUAAAGAGAGGUAUUUUGAUUAAAAACAGUGCAGAGUAUCAUGCAGGAGUGCUGCAUUCAUCACAAGACAAGCACACGAGCAGACACAUGCAUGUGAGCGUUUGAGAGCAGCCGGCUGUAAUCAAACAGCGCACGGGAAGUGAAUUUAGUCAGAUCUUGGUAAUGCCGUAAUUUUUUUUUUAAGCAUCGGUGGCUAUUAAAAUAUUGAACUGAACAGAGAUUCUGUCACACUCCUAGCUAAUCGUGGCUGCACCCUGCAGUUUGUAAACUACUGUGCUGGACAGACGUCUUUGGCGGUUGCGUUUUAGUUUUUUUUCCAGCAUCUCAUGCAGGAGCGCUCUUUUGUAGAUGCAAUAUAGUUUAUCAACAUUUAAAAAUGCGUCUUUAAGUGAAUUUCGAAUUGGCAUUUGACCAUCUUACAAAUGCAUGCCAAUGGAGCGUUAAUAUACAUAGCAGAAUCGUUGUCAUUUAGAAAUGUGGGCACAUGGGUGUCAUAAUCGAGAUCGCAAUCUUCUAAUCGUGCAGCUCUACCUUCAACUAUUGCUUUUCAGUUACUUGAACUCAAGAAUAUGACCUAUUGUGUGCCUUUCUAAUCAACAAAGCCCCACUUUAAAUGUGUUUGCAAUAGCAAUAAUUCGCACCAUCAUGUUCGUAGUUGCUCUUAGCUUCUGAAAGUGAUUUUGCAACUUGGAAAAAAUGUUUUUUUUAAAUUCCAUUGUGUCACAUGUAUAUUGCUUUGACAAGAAAUAUGGUCACAGGGCAAUAAAAUCCCCUGAACAACAAUAAAACUGAAAUGUUGAAGGGCACACACA
This is a messenger RNA of Myxocyprinus asiaticus (Chinese sucker), 4150 nucleotides long. RefSeq names its product tetraspanin-2-like. The record is from RefSeq and is a predicted model, not a curated record. NCBI's taxonomy places the organism in Eukaryota, Metazoa, Chordata, Actinopteri, Cypriniformes, Catostomidae. Gene Ontology annotation, cellular component: membrane. The transcript has 8 exons. Bases 160 to 804 code for a protein of 214 amino acids.